Carya illinoinensis is the source of this 952-nucleotide messenger RNA. RefSeq names its product heavy metal-associated isoprenylated plant protein 3-like. Lineage: Eukaryota; Viridiplantae; Streptophyta; Magnoliopsida; Fagales; Juglandaceae. Bases 187 to 855 code for a protein of 222 amino acids. The transcript is spliced from 5 exons. The record is from RefSeq and is a predicted model, not a curated record. Gene Ontology annotation, molecular function: metal ion binding.
CAUACCUGCUGACCUGGCCUGUCAUUACUCCACUUCCAAUUAACGAUCAAAACUUGACGCCCACGACUUUGAGUCGGUCGACCGGUCGCUAUAUAUUUCCAAUAGACGAUCAAAGCUUCACGAUUCAAAACUUUGCCUUCUAAUCUUCAAAGUUCCAAAAAAUCCUUCCAGCAAAUAUCUAAGCCGAUGGAUAUGGGCGGGAAGAAUGAGGGGGAGAAGAAGGCCAACGGCAAAGUCACCGCCGUUUUCAAGAUGGACUUCCACUGCGAGGGCUGCGCCAAGAAAGUCGAGAAAGCCGCUCGCAGUCUCGAGGGUUUUGAAGAAGUGAAGGCAGAUUGUGUGGCAAAACAAUUGACGGUAACGGGGAAAAAGGAUCCAGCGGUGAUGAAGGAGAUGCUGGAGGAGAAGACCAAGAAGAGGGUGGAGCUCGUCUCUCCACAGCCGAGGAAAGACGACCGUGCGGAUAAGAAGCCGCAGGAGAAGUCGGAGACGGAAGAAGAAUAUGAGAAGCCCAAAGAGAGUACGGCAGUUCUGAAGAUCGGACUGCACUGUAGCGGUUGCGUCAAUGAACUAAAGAAGAUCGUGGGGAAGUUCAACGGAGUUGAGGAGGUGGAUGUAGCGGACGGCAAGGAUCUGGUGGCGGUGAAGGGCACCAUGGACGUGAAGGAGCUGGCUGCCUACCUCAAAGAGAAGCUGAAGAGAAGCGUCGAUAUCGUUUCGCCCAAGAAUCACGAAGGCGGAGAUGAGAAAGCAAAUAUAUCCGAUGGCUAUAAGAAAGAUCAGAAAGAUGAUGAUCAGUUAUGCUUGAUGGAAGCUUUGGCAUUACUCUGGUUGCGGAAGGUGGGGUUGUACUAGCUCAUGUUACAAGUUUUGUAUUGUAUGGAUGUUUGAAAAACGAUGGUACUUUACGAAACCUUUGUUUGUGUUUUUGAAAAGAUCAAAGUUCUAAGGA